Messenger RNA from Daucus carota subsp. sativus, 1123 nucleotides. Its product is annotated as cytokinin riboside 5'-monophosphate phosphoribohydrolase LOG1. The transcript is spliced from 6 exons. Bases 148 to 918 code for a protein of 256 amino acids. Lineage: Eukaryota; Viridiplantae; Streptophyta; Magnoliopsida; Apiales; Apiaceae. Gene Ontology annotation, cellular component: cytosol. Gene Ontology annotation, biological process: cytokinin biosynthetic process. Gene Ontology annotation, molecular function: hydrolase activity, hydrolyzing N-glycosyl compounds. The record is from RefSeq and is a predicted model, not a curated record.
ACAAAACAAAGCAGCUACAUUUUUAUUUCUCGAUCUCUCACAGUCACACACUAGUUUUUAUCCCACCCUUUUCUUUUCACUCUCUCAGACUCACUCUCAUAUCUAUAUCCACCUUGUAUAUUAUUUUUCCUUGUAGUCUACAUAGAAAUGGAAGGAGAUGAAGCAGAGACAUCGACGAGUCAUGAUAAGAAGACAGUUUUACGAAAGUUCAGAAGUAUAUGUGUAUUUUGUGGGAGUAGAGCUGGUUAUAAUUCUUCAUUCACUCAUGCUGCUCUACAGCUUGGUAAACUCAUGGUUGAGCGGAAGAUUAAUUUGGUUUAUGGUGGAGGAAGCAUUGGCUUGAUGGGAAUGAUUGCUGAAACUGUUUACAAAGGUGGUUGCCAUGUUCUUGGGUAUGUAAUCACACCACAAACAUGUUUUUAUUUGUUAUAUUUCUCUAAAGAGUUUUACAACAUUUCUGAUGCUUUUUCUAUGUAUAGAGUGAUACCUAAAGCUUUAGUGGCAGAUGAGAUUUCAGGAAAAACAAUCGGAGAUGUGAAGAUAGUGGGAGAUAUGCAUCAAAGAAAGUCUGAGAUGUCUAAGCAUGCUGAUGCCUUCAUAGCACUUCCUGGAGGAUAUGGAACCAUGGAAGAAUUGCUAGAGGUGAUCACAUGGUCUCAGCUAGGAAUCCAUGAAAAACCAGUGGGGUUGCUAAAUGUGGAUGGCUAUUAUGAUAGCCUGCUUGCCUUGUUUGACAAAGGAGUGGAAGAUGGUUUCAUAGAUGAUUCAGCCAGAAAUAUUGUGGUCUCAGCAAAUACACCACAAGACCUGAUCAGCAAAAUGGAGAAUUAUGUGGCAGUCCAUGAGAUAGUAGCUUCAAGACAAAGUUGGGAAGUGGACCAAUCAUUAGAGGCUACCACAAGUGGGGAACUUGUUUAAAAAUCCUAAUCAACACCUUUAACAAUGUGUACAUAUACAAGUAUAUUUCAUGUCAUCAUUCACUUCCCCUUUAAUCAACUAGGAAAAGACAUAAUCUCUCUUUCAAUCUCAAGUGGGGAGAUCCUAGAUCCCAUUUCAUUAUUGUGUACCCUCUAUAAUUGUACAAAACUUGUAUUUAAUUCUAUUAAAAGUGCUUUCUCUUUCA